Messenger RNA from Strongyloides ratti, 936 nucleotides. Its product is annotated as Uracil-DNA glycosylase. The transcript has 2 exons. The record is from RefSeq and is a predicted model, not a curated record. Bases 1 to 936 code for a protein of 311 amino acids. Gene Ontology annotation, molecular function: uracil DNA N-glycosylase activity. NCBI's taxonomy places the organism in Eukaryota, Metazoa, Nematoda, Chromadorea, Rhabditida, Strongyloididae. Gene Ontology annotation, biological process: base-excision repair, AP site formation via deaminated base removal; base-excision repair. Gene Ontology annotation, cellular component: nucleus; mitochondrion.
AUGAGUGGUAGACAAACGAAAUUGACAGAUUUAUUUAAAGUUCUUCCUAGCACAACUGCAUCCCCAAACAAUAGACCAAAUCUUACUACAGGAGUUAAAAGAAAGGUUGAUAUGGAUAGUGAGACUUCAUCUGAAAAUCCAAUAAAAAAAAAGAUUGAGAGUGGAGAUAAGGAAAAUGUUGUGGCAAAAAAAAUAAAUCUUGAUGAAUUUGUUUCUACAAAAAGUAAUGUUUAUAGUAUCAAUAGUUUGCUUGCCCCAGUACAACAUGUAAAGUGGAGAAUGUUAUUAGGGGAUGAAAUGAAAAAAAAGUACUUUACUGAAAUUUUAGUUAAACUUAACAAAGAGGUUGAGAAGUCCACAAAAAUAUUUCCACCAUUACCGUUGACUUUUAAUGCCUUUGCUCAGACAGAUUUUGAUGAUAUUAAGGUUGUUCUUAUAGGACAAGAUCCCUAUCAUAAUGAUAAUCAAGCACAUGGAUUAUGUUUUUCUGUCCCAAAAACAACACCGCCACCACCAUCUUUGAAAAAUAUUUAUACAGAAUUAAAAGAAAAUUAUCCAGAUUUUGUUAUUCCUAAUCAUGGGUUUUUAGAAAAAUGGGCAAAAAAUGGAAUGUUUAUGCUUAAUGCAACAUUGACUGUUGAAGCACAUAAAGCUAACUCUCAUGCAUCUUUUGGUUGGCAGACGUUUACUGAUAAUGUUAUCAAAAUUAUUAACAAAGAAAGUAAAAAAGGAAUUGUCUUCUUAUUAUGGGGUGGAUUUGCUGGUAAAAAAGAAUCUCUUAUUGAUUUAAAAAAGCAUAAAGUUGUAAAAAGUGCUCAUCCAAGUCCAUUAAGUGCACGUCUCUUCAAAGGAUGUAAAUGUUUCAAGAAAGUUGAUGAUGCUUUAGUUGAAUUAGGAAGAACACCAUUUAAUUGGAAUUGUUUAACUGAUGACUAA